AUGAAGUCCCUCGCCCUCGCCGCGGCCCUUGCCGGCCAGUUGGCUUCUGUUUCUGCCUCACCAACUGUGGGCAGCAAAGUUGUCGGCAAGCGAAAUCCCCUUGGGAUAAGCCUUCCUCCCCUGAUUCCCUCUAUUCCUGGAGUCACGGAGCCACUCGCGUCAAACGCUCCGCCCUUGCCAAUCCUCCAGAUCCCGACCCCUCCUGUGGACAGCCCCCCGUUUGAGGUCAAUACCAAGAUCAAGCCCAAGAAGAUCGGCUACUUCUGGACUGGCGCUGGCGACAAUGUCCACAAAGACUUUCUUGUCACAACCAGCCUUGACGAUGACACUUUCGGCACAAUCAUCGGAAUUUCUGAUGUCCCUACCAGUGGCAACUCGCCACAUCAUCUGGGGCCCUCGCUAGAUGGCAAGACCCUUGUCGGUGGCGGCCUUCUGUCACUGCUCAAAACCCAGGACACAGCCUUCUACUGGGACACGAGCGACCCAUACAGCCCGAAAUUCACCCACAGCAACCGCGCACUACUUAGCUCCAUUACGGAUGAAAUUCGUGCCAAGCCUGAGGGUGGCUUCUUCAUCACCUACAUGGGCAGUGCCCUGGGAACGUCCCCUGGUCGCUUGGUCGAGACCGAUGCCAAGGGCAACAUCAUCCACGAGUGGCCGGAAGAUGUUGAAGGAACUCUUAACAUUCUUGGAGAGCAGUUCAGCCCUCACGGCCUGAGCAUCGACUUUGAGAGGGAUGUUAUUCUGACAUCUGAUUUCGUCGUUCCUCUCUCCAUCCUCAAACCUGUCUCCGCCCUCGGCAUCCAGAAGGCCAACACCCUGCGCCUCUGGAGAUUGUCUGAUCGCAAGAUCCUGUCCACCAUUACCAUUCCCCACGGUGGCGGUAUUCAGGAUGUGAAGUUUAUUCCAGGCAACAAGGAGACUGCUGCUCUUGCUACUGCCGUCGAGACUGGCGAGGUCUGGGUCAUCUACCCGUUCCGCAAGGAUGCCAACGGCAAGCAGGGUGUGGCGGAGCUUCUUUACGACCUCGGCGACAAGGCCAAGAAGUCCGUUGCCAUCUACUCCGACAUUUCUGAUGACGGCAAGUGGGCGUACUUCACCCUGACCCUUGGCAACCACGUUGCAGCUCUGGACAUCUCCGACCUCAAGAACCCAAAGCGCCUGGACAAUCCGAACCAGGAUCAGCCCAUCAUCGGACCCCACUACGUCAAGAUCUCUCCCGACAAGAAGAAUCUGCUCGUGACGGGAUACUUUGUGCAGGCUGGCGAUAUCUCCGUCCUGAACACUCCGGGUGACUACAAGGGCCACUGGAUCGACAUCCUGCCUGAUGGGUCACUCAGCUUCAACCGCACCAUCGACUUCGAGGAUAUUUUCACCAAGACCCGUGGUGGUGCCCGUCCCCACAGCGUCGUCAUAUUCGACCUUACUGACCCCAAGAAUCCCAAGUACUACUGA
This is a messenger RNA of Purpureocillium takamizusanense, 1455 nucleotides long. RefSeq lists its product as uncharacterized. The transcript is spliced from 8 exons. Gene Ontology annotation, molecular function: protein binding. Lineage: Eukaryota; Fungi; Ascomycota; Sordariomycetes; Hypocreales; Ophiocordycipitaceae. The coding region runs from base 1 to 1455 and encodes 484 amino acids. The record is from RefSeq and is a predicted model, not a curated record.